Messenger RNA from Drosophila hydei, 1323 nucleotides. It is a transcript of the gene SdhBL, whose product is annotated as succinate dehydrogenase [ubiquinone] iron-sulfur subunit. NCBI's taxonomy places the organism in Eukaryota, Metazoa, Arthropoda, Insecta, Diptera, Drosophilidae. The record is from RefSeq and is a predicted model, not a curated record. Gene Ontology annotation, molecular function: electron transfer activity; 2 iron, 2 sulfur cluster binding. Bases 131 to 1225 code for a protein of 364 amino acids. Gene Ontology annotation, cellular component: mitochondrial membrane. Gene Ontology annotation, biological process: aerobic respiration; tricarboxylic acid cycle; respiratory electron transport chain. The transcript has a single exon.
GAUCUUAGGUAGAACAGCUCCAGUAAAUUACAAAUAUCGAGCGAAUAUUUAAUUGAGUCCAAAUUUAUAAUAAAUUUUGUGCCAUUUUUAGUGCUGAACACGCAUAAAAGUAAUUGAGCCGUAGCAAAAGAUGCUUCGGCUUAGGCGACGAUUGCGCUUCUUGGAGGUGGCGAUGCGAAAGCAAUUGCUCAGGCAAUAUGUGAUUCCCGUCAUGUUGCCCAUCGAUGUCGUUUUCAGCAAGGAUGCGGGUGACAAGAAGAAAGAGUUAAGCAAGAGCGGCGAGCCGAGUAAGCCCAGCGAGCCCAACAAGCCCAGUGAGUCUAGCAAGGCCGGCAAGCCUAGUGCGCCGGGCAAGCCCAAUGCGCCCAGCGAACCGAGCAAACCCAGCAAACCUGGCGAGCCCAGCAAGCCCAUCGAGGCCAAAAAGGAUGGCGGUAAACAAGGCGACAAACCUCCAGCAGCGCCAAAGCCGGCGGAGAAGAAGUCGACGCAGCCGCGCAUUAAGACCUUUGACAUAUAUCGCUGGCAUCCCGGCGGCAAGCCCAAAAUACAAAAAUACCAGUUAGACUUGAACAAGUGCGGCAGCAUGGUCCUGGACGCACUUAUCAAGAUUAAAAACGAGAUGGACGGCACGCUCACGUUUCGUCGGUCGUGCCGGGAGGGCAUCUGCGGCUCCUGUGCCAUGAACAUCGAUGGCAUCAACACGCUGGCCUGCAUCCAGCCGAUCGAGAGUAACUUAGGCAAGCCGUGCAAGAUCUAUCCGCUGCCGCAUCUGUAUGUGCUGCGCGAUCUGGUGCCAGAUCUAACGCGCUUUUAUGAUCAGUAUCGCCAAAUAGAGCCCUGGCUGCAGCGCAAGGAUGCAAACAGGAAGAUCGGGGAGAAGCAGUAUCUGCAAGCGGUCGAGGAUCGCACUCUGUUGGAUGGACUAUACGAGUGCAUAUUGUGCGCCUGCUGCCAGACCGCCUGCCCGUCCUAUUGGUGGAACAGCGAUAAGUACUUGGGCCCGGCCAUCCUCAUGCAGGCCUUUCGCUGGGUCAUCGAUUCGCGUGACGAGGCGACCGAAAAGCGUUUGAACUACCUAUCGGAUCCUUGGAAAUUGUAUCGCUGCCACACCAUACUCAACUGCACCAACACGUGCCCCAAGAACCUGAACCCAGCCAAGGCGAUCAUCCAACUCAAGCAGAUGCUGGUCGGCAUGAAGAAAAAAGCCAAGGCGAAGCUAUGACAGAUAAAUUGGCUCAGAGCCCUACGUGAACAUACCAAAAUUUCUAAUUUUACAUUUCUUCUCAAAAUGACAUGUAAUCCAGUCGAAUGUGAAUGUCU